AUGAGUAUUGAGCUUGUUUCAACUGCAGAUGUCAAAAUCAUGGUGCAAAAGAUUGCACUCAGCAUACACAGUCAAAAAACUAGCAGGAUCAUCUUCAAAGUGAAAGAGAUGCCCGUGUUAGAUGACUCUCUGAAUUCUGUGAAUGCAAAGAAGAAGCAGGCUUCUGACUGGGAUGCAGGUGAGGAAGUGAACACUCAUCUCAAUGUCUUGAGGCCCGAAAUGUUAAUGUAUAAGAGGCACUUGAGUAAGAAUCAAGAGAUGGCUGCAAAAGUGUUAGCAGACACAGAAGCUUCUACACAAUAUAUUGAUGAUCAUAUGAUCUGA
This is a messenger RNA of Blastomyces dermatitidis ER-3, 324 nucleotides long. RefSeq lists its product as uncharacterized. The coding region runs from base 1 to 324 and encodes 107 amino acids. The transcript is spliced from 2 exons. Lineage: Eukaryota; Fungi; Ascomycota; Eurotiomycetes; Onygenales; Ajellomycetaceae. The record is from RefSeq and is a predicted model, not a curated record.